Messenger RNA from Coffea eugenioides, 2199 nucleotides. RefSeq names its product CBL-interacting protein kinase 2. The record is from RefSeq and is a predicted model, not a curated record. The transcript has 2 exons. Gene Ontology annotation, molecular function: protein kinase activity; ATP binding. Lineage: Eukaryota; Viridiplantae; Streptophyta; Magnoliopsida; Gentianales; Rubiaceae. The coding region runs from base 562 to 2010 and encodes 482 amino acids. Gene Ontology annotation, biological process: signal transduction; protein phosphorylation.
CUCUCUCUCUCUAUAUGUGUAUCAAGAAAGACCUUUCUUCUUAGCCCGACAUCUUUCCAUUGUUUUUACAGUUGCAGAUUUUAUGUGGGGUCUUUCUAUCUCUGCUCAAAGAAAUAGAGAGGCCUAAGGGUUAUCUGGUCUGGUGAUCGUACUUCUUGCUCUAUCUCAGCUUACUCUUGAAGUGGCACCAAGCUCAUUAAGUUGCUCAGCAACAUAUUUUUGGCAUUACCAGUUGAUCUUUGAAAGGGAGAAACCAGGGAAUGCAGAAAGAUGUGCUUGAGCAUCUCACAGCCUCCCUCCGAUAUUGACGAGGUUUUGACCUUUGCAAAUUCUCAUUCCUCCAUCCAUGAUGGUAUUGCUAGCUUAGAUCAUAAUUUAAUUGCAUCUAAUGCCAAAGGAAAACUUGGUCCAAGAAGUUUUAAAGUGCUGGUAUUAUUAAAGCAUGACAUAUGUGAGGACGGGUGAGCCAUAUCAAGUAUCUAACACUCCUGCUUGCAAUUUAUGUACGGCAUCAACAGGAGAAAAAAUAUUUAAUCAAAUAACUGAUUUUGUAGCUUAAAAAUGGAAAAUACAGUGAGUGUAUUGAUGGAAAGAUACGAAUUAGGUAGAUUACUAGGACAAGGCACAUUUGCUAAGGUUUACUAUGGUAGGAAUAUUAGUUCCGGACAGAGUGUAGCCAUUAAAAUGAUAGAUAAGGAGAAAAUAUUGCGGGUUGGGCUUAUUGAUCAGAUCAAGCGAGAAAUAUCUGUUAUGAGACUUGUUAAGCACCCUAAUGUUGUUCAACUUUAUGAGGUCAUGGCCACUAAGACCAAGAUCUAUUAUGUAAUGGAAUAUGCCAAAGGGGGCGAACUGUUUUACAAGGUUGCUAAAGGAAAGCUGAAGGAAGAUGUUGCACGAAGAUACUUUCAACAGCUGGUUAAUGCAGUUGAUUUCUGCCAUAGCAGGGGGGUUUAUCAUCGGGAUUUGAAACCAGAAAAUUUACUUCUAGAUGAGAAUGAAAAUCUGAAAAUAUCUGACUUUGGUUUAAGUGCCCUAGCUGAAUCAAAACGCCAAGAUGGGCUUCUUCACACCACUUGUGGUACUCCUGCAUAUGUUGCUCCUGAGGUCAUUAAUAGGAAAGGAUAUGAUGGGGCCAAAGCUGAUGUUUGGUCAUGUGGGGUGAUUUUAUUUGUUCUAUUGUCUGGUUAUCUUCCAUUUCAUGACUCAAAUUUGAUGGAGAUGUAUCGGAAGAUUGGCAAAGCAGAGUUCAAGUGCCCCAAUUGGUUUCCACCAGAAGUGCGCCGUCUGCUUUUGCGCAUAUUGGAUCCAAAUCCGAAUACUAGAAUCUCAAUUGCAAAAAUCAAGGAUCAUCCUUGGUUUAAGGGGGGAUUGAAUUCAAAAUUAGUCAAGCCCAAUAUAGAAAACAAAGAAGUUGCUUCUUCAAGUACAGAUGCAGGGACCAGAUCCCUUGAGAAUAGCAGUAGAGCCACUGAUGGCACACAAGACCUGUUGGCAGUUACCAACCUAAAUGCGUUUGAUAUCAUCUCUUUUUCUGCUGGAUUUGAUCUAUCCAGACUGUUUGAAGAAAGUUCACGAAAGAAAGAAGCCAGAUUCACCUCUUGGCAACCAGCAGCUGUCAUAAUCUCAAAGCUGGAAGAAGUUGCCAAGCGUCUGAAGCUAAAGACAACAAAAAGGGAUCGAGGAUUGUUUAAACUUGAAGGAACAAAAGAAGGUAGAAAGGGAAUGUUGUCCAUUGAUGCGGAGAUCUUUGAGGUCACUCCUGAGUUUCAUUUGGUGGAGAUGAAGAAAUCAAGUGGAGAUACACUGGAAUAUCUGAAGAUAUUAGAUGACGGUCUACGACCUGGUCUGCAGGAUAUUGUCUGGGUUUGGCAAGGUGAACAAGAACGCAAGGAGUCAGAACAGCAGGAGCAGCAAAUUCAACAUCGACAGCUGGAAACCCAAGUUUCGGAGGACCAGCAACAGCAGCAGCAGCCGCCGCAGCUGCUGAUACUGCAGGAUAAGUUACCUUGAGUCUGUCUUUGUAUACCAUAUUGUCAUGUAUUUUUACGGGUUCAAGGUGUCCCUUUUCCCCGACUCCAAAUCCCUUACUUUCGGUUGUAUGUAGCAUAUUAAUGCAUGUGUAAAUAUAGCCUAUGCAUUUGUAGACCAACGUCUCAAUCUUGAAGUAUUUUUAUGGGUACCUUCAACCAAUUGCUGCCA